This is a messenger RNA of Ostreobium quekettii, 4932 nucleotides long. The record is from the annotation of a GenBank genome assembly. Lineage: Eukaryota; Viridiplantae; Chlorophyta; Ulvophyceae; Bryopsidales; Ostreobiaceae.
AUGACGGCCGCGUUCUGCUGCAGCACCGCCCUCGCUAUUGACGUCCCGCUUAGUGCGACUUGGUCCGAAUCGGACCCGGCAAAUCUUGGUAGCGGGGUGCAGACCCUUUCGGGCGAGUCCGCAACGGGCUACACCACGACCAUUAGCGGCGUAGUCGGGGAAACCGGCGAGAUUCCGCAGGUGUACCAGAUUUUUGAUCCGUUGCGAUUGAAUCAGAUCGGCGACAAGGUCGAGUUCGCCUUCGACAUCCAGUUCUCCACCGCGACGGACAUCUCGAUCGAUACCGACUUCCGCGCUGGCAUCAGUUCCACCGCGAACAAUUCGGGCGCUGUGUAUGGGUUUGACGGCGGACCUCUCGGCGGCACUUCGGUCCGCCUCCGCUACGACACUAAUGGCGUCACCUUCAUCGGCGACCCGAUGGUGGACGCCGGUUAUCCUUUUGCCUUCGACGAGAAUAACAUCAAUCACUCCUUGAAUGCUGGUGGCACGCUCGCCAGCAGCGGAGGCUCGCCAGCGGGUUCGGCAGUAGGUGAAAACACCACCGAAACCCACUCCUUUUUGUUGUCGCUUGAGCGCGUAGCGGGAGGGCUUGUCGGUUCCGCUUCGUGGACCUCCGACGCCCCAGGCGCGGUGCCUGUUGUCAAUACGUACAGCAGCCCGUUUGACGACACCUCUCUGGCACUCGGUACGACGAAUGAGAUCGACAUGAUCCAGAUCGCGAUGCUGGAAGAGAACAUCAGCAACACCUACCCGGUCAGCUGGACGGUCUCCAACGUCCGGGUGUCGGGCACGCCGGUCCCUGAGCCGGGUUCGAUGUUGCUGGCCGUUGGAUCGAUGGUGAUCGCUUGGAGUGCAGAUGACGGCGGCGGCGCGGGCUCCGGGACGGGUGAUUUUUUUGACGCUAGUAACUGGGCGACGGGCGUCAUUCCUGUUGGCAACAACAAGGCGCCAAAGAUAGAUGGUGGUGGCACGGCUAUUAUCACCGCCGCCGGCACGGGGGCGGGCAUCGACACAGAAGCCCUUAUCGCCGGUGAUGCUGCGGGGAGCUCGGGCGCCUACCAGAUGGAUAGCGGCUACAUGGUGAUCUACGACGCGGCCGGUUCGGUGCUGGGGAACAACGCCGGCGCAAGUGGCGCGCUCGUCAUGAAUGGGGGAGCAAUCGAUUUCGGAGACGUCCCGGGCAAUGGAGCGGCCGGGGGGGCGUCCACACUCGUGAUCUCCAAUGCCCCCGGGACAUCAGGCAGGCUGGAACUGCACAACGACGCCGUGCUUCGUAGCCUCGAGGGUUGGGACAUUGCCGCCGGUGGCGGGGAUACUGCCCACGGGACGCCGAACCUGCCUACGGGCGUCAUCGUCAUGGACGGCGCCUCACGGGCAAGUCUCGCGGGCGGCGUUAAUAACAAAGGCGCGAUGAGCAUGCACCUCUCCGACACUGCUCAGCUGACGCUCGGCAACAGCCUAGGACCGGCGGACCUAAAUGGUUCCUACGAGCUUGGCAACGGUAUUCUCAAUAUCGGCGGUCGCCAUGGGAACACGGCAGACAUCGUCAUUGAGGACAACGCCAUCCUCAACCUGUCGAUUCUCUACAAUCAAAAAAAUUAUCUGGGUCGAGAGAACUUCAACAACGACGAUCCUGACCAGAUGACCAGCACCAUCAUCACCCUCGAGGGAUCGGGCAAGUUUCGGGUCGACAGCAACCCCAACUCGUUCGGUGACCCCAGCCAGGACCCGUUCCCCGACGGCCACCCCGACCUUGUAUCGACGGCAGGGCUGAUCCUAUCGUCCGGAGACGAUGAACCGCUGCACAGCGGCGACGAUUCCAACAACCACUACCGUGGAGGUCUGACGGUUAUCGACGUUAAGGACAACGCCGAGUUCUCGGUGGUGCAAGGGCUCUGGAUGACGGCGGGCACGGGAGCAUCCGCUUCUUCCACCCUGAAGGUCACAGGUCCUAAUGCGACGGUCUCACUUGGCGACCUGAUCAUGGCGGAAAUUAUUGAUCAGACGCUCAAUGGUGACACCGUGACGUUUGGAGACCCCUUGUACAGAACACGCAGCGGCAAGGCCGAGCUGCACAGUGUCAUCACGGGAUCGAGCCACUCCAUCAUCCAGGUGACCGAUGACGCUCGCAUCGGGAACGGUGAGCUGGUGGUUGAGUUGAGUGGUUACAGCCCCGUGGCCGGCGACAGCUACACGCUGUUGCAAACGAGUAACAACGCCGGGAUUGCUGGGGAGUUUAAGUCGGUCGAUCUCUCUCUGGCGCCGUUGGGUAGCGGCUUGUCCUGGGACUUGAUCUACAACGCUGACAGCGUGGUGUUAAGUGUCCUGGGCGACACGACCCCACUCGCCGGCGAUUACAACGGCGACGGGUCGGUCGAUGCCGCCGACUACACGGUGUGGCGGGAUACCAUGGGUUCGACCACCAUGCUGGAGGCUGAUGGCGACGGGAGCGGCACGGUCGACCUCGCCGACUAUGAUUUCUGGAGGACGAACUACGGAGCGACUGCCGGAUUUACGUCGACCCACACGGGGUCUGUCUCGGACCUGGGCGAUCGCCCUCGCGUGUACCAGGAGUUCACCGGGGUGGACACCUCUCAAGUGGGGCAGAAGCUGAGCGUCAGUUUCGACGUGCAGUUCCACGACCUGCUCACCGUGGGCGACACCCAGUUCCGCUUUGGCUUCGGCGACCGGACGACCAAUCAGGGGUUGGUGCCGAUCAUGAUCGAUAUUGGCCCCACCGCCGGCAGCUCGUUUCGGAUGCGUUACGACAACAGCAUCAGUGAUCUGCCCGACGCUCAGGGCACCGUGUUUGAACCCGGGAACUACAGCGGUUUCUUGAGCGCCAGCGGCACCUUCGGUGACGGCGGCAGCAACCCCACUGGGGAGGCCAAUGGCAGUCUGGGGGUGGACACCAACGUUACCCACACGUUCACCACCACCGUUGAGCGUGUUGAGCGGAACGUCGACUUUUCUUUUCCGCCCGACGGCAUUGCCGACCAGGUCGUGAACGGCUGGUACACCACCGUCACCUGGACCAACGAUGUGACCGAUGCAGAAGUGCUGUUUGUGGACACCAACAACGCCGCCUUUGCCGAGUUCGACGUCGAGACCGGCCUCGGGGUUUACGACGAGGACUUGAACAACGCCAGGGGACGCAUCGAGAAUAUCGACACCCUCGGCUUCAUGAUGUUCAACAACCAACCGUUUCUUGAUGGCGUCGGCAGUUUCACCGUCUCAAACUUCCUUGUGGAGUACGACGACGGCCUGUCAGUCGAGGGCGACUACAACGGCGAUGGCAACGUUGAUGCGGCCGACUACACCGUGUGGCGGGACACGCUCAACUCGACGACCGAUCUGGCCGCUGACGGCAACGGCAACAUGGUCAUCGAUCAGGCCGACUACGACGUGUGGAGAGCCAACUACGGCGGCGCUGGCGAGUUUGCGCCGCGAACGCUUGUUGGACUCUCGGUGGUGCUUACCGCAUUCGUCGUGGGCUGUGGGUCGUCGGGCGUCCCGUUCGGUGUCGUUCCGGUCGAGGGCAAGGUGACCUAUGAGGAUGGAACCCCGAUCCCGGGCGUAUCCGUGCAGUUUGUUCCCCAGACGCCGUCCCUAGACGCGAAGACGGUGCCGCGGCCCGGAGUCGCUGGGAUCGCCGACGAUGGGACGAUCGAACAAGUCACCACUUAUGACUAUGCCGACGGCCUCGUCCCCGGGAAGCACAAGGUGAUCGUCAAGUCCAAGACCGGCAAUGGGCAACGGACCCAAGCGGUCGACGCCAAGUACAGCAGCGCCGACACAACCCCGUUAAUCGUCGACACUGCUGAACUUCCGUUCGACAUAAAAGUAGCAAAGCAAGAUUCACGGAGGGGCUUCACGCUUGUGGAGCUAUUGGUAGUCAUCGCCAUCAUCGGCGUCCUGGUCGCGUUGCUGCUCCCGGCGGUUCAGGCGGCAAGGGCUGCCGCACGCCGCACGCAGUGCCAGAACAACUUGAAGCAGGUUGGUCUCGCGUUGAUGAAUUACCAUUCGACCAACGGGAUCUUCCCUCCCAGCUCGCAGUGGCCCACAAACGCGAAUGGUGAACCCCAGGGGCUCUCCAGCAAGACGUUCGCCGGCCAUCAGGCGAACUGGGUGAUCCUUACGCUGCCCUACAUGGAAGAGCAGACUACCCUCGACGCGUUUAAUCUCGACUUCCCGAUCCCUGAUCCCGUGAACGAGAUUGCACGCAGCACUCAGAUACCGGGUCUGCUCUGCCCCGAGGAUCAGAACAACGUACAGCUCUUUCAGGGGAACACGAAGGCCUCCACGAACCACUUCGGCCCCAAUUGGGCGCGGGGGAACUACGGGGCGAAUGCGGCUCUGGGGGCUUUGUCGACGAAUGGUCACGGGGAGUAUAGUGCGGGGGGCAAGAAGUCGCCGGGCUGGAAGGACGACCGCCUCCGUGGCGUAAUGGGCGCCAACUCAGCCGUUAAAAUCGCGCAGAUCACCGAUGGCACCAGCAAGACGAUCCUGGCGAGUGAAAUCCGCGCCGGCUUGUUCCCGUUCGAUGUCCGUGGCGUGUGGGCACUGGGCGGCAGUCCCAGCGCGCUGUGGCGCCACGGUUACUACGGUGACGCGGCGGGCCCGAACUCACCGGGCGACGAGGCCGACGACAUGAUCGGCUGCUCGGACGUCACUCGCGAAUUCGGGUCCAAGGUUGGUUUGGCUAGAGAGAAAAUGGGCUGCAUCGAGCGGUCUGGGAACAUCCAGCAAACCGCCCGUAGCCUGCACAAUGGGGGGGUGUUUGCUACGUUCGCGGAUGGCAGUGUGCACUUUAUCAGUGACAACGUUGAGAUCCGCGUUGAUGGAAUCACGGAGAACCCGCCGUACGUCUCUGCCUGGGACCGGCUAAACCUCUCAGCGGACGGUGAAGUCUUGGACUCAGACUCCUUCUAG